Epinephelus lanceolatus (giant grouper) is the source of this 1504-nucleotide messenger RNA. Lineage: Eukaryota; Metazoa; Chordata; Actinopteri; Perciformes; Serranidae. The record is from RefSeq and is a predicted model, not a curated record.
UUGUGCUUGACUGAAGGACUUGCCAAAGAUCAUUUGUCUAACAACUGUGUCUCCUGGUGUCUGGUUUGGUGGAAGAUGGCAGCAGUGACCUUCUGGGCAGCAGUGUUGCUCACUUACGGAGUCUCUACAGGAAUUGCAAUGGUCCCCAGUGGAUCAUCUCAGGGCCAAGGUAGAUAUGCGAAGGCCUCCAGAGGAUCCUCAAAGGUCCCAAGUAGAUAUCAGAAGGCCUCAAGAGCAUCUUCGCCGGUUGCCAGUGGAUCUUCGAAUAUCCCCAGUGCAUCUUGGCAGGCUCCCAGUGGAGCUGGGCCCUCGGCUGGGGCCUCGGCUGGGGCAGACGACAUCCUAAAACUGGACAUGGCUCCAAACUCUGUUGACGACAUGUACCAAGGCUGCAAAAGAGAAAUGUACCAGAAUCUCCAAGAAUUACUGGCAAAUGAGAAGAACAAAAACCCCACAUUCAAAGGGGCCUGGGAGAGCUCAGAACAACGGUACAACAACAAAUUUAAGAAAUCAAAACCAGCCCUGGGGAAAGACCGUAUUGUAGCUAUUUACUAUUACACCUUUGGCGGAGACAAUGCGUAUCUUGAUUUCAAUAAUGCAGUUCGAACCCAGGGGCCUCAGUACAAGACCACAUUUGGGUAUCACGCACUUCACUUUCUCCUGACCGACGCCAUUCAAACUCUCAAAGAACGCAGGCUCUCAAACCUCGCUCCGGGAGAGGACGGAUGUGUCACUGGCUACCGCCGUGUUGACAAAACCUUUGACCAAGUCGUCAACACGCAGCUUCGAUUCGGCUCUUUUACCUCAAGCUCAAUGGGUCAGUACAGCAAGAAGGUAGAGAGAUUUGGAGACAAGACGUGCUUUGAGAUUUACACAUGCUUUGGAGUAGACAUCUCCAUGUAUUCUAAGUUUGAGAACGAAGGCGAAGUGCUGAUUCCUCCUUACGAGGUCUUUAAAGUGGUAGGGGUGAAGAAGAGAUCUCAGUAUAAGGAUCUUCCAUGUGAGGUGGAAUAUAAACUCAGGAGUACAAAAACAUUUGUCUCCAAUUUGAAUUGUGCUCUUAUUAAGAAGUAAAGCACUCUCACGUUUUACAUACAGUUAACAAAACGUCAAAUUUAGGAUUUAGGACGCACUGUUUUAAAUGUUGUGUUAAUCAAAAUUCAUCUGAGUAUGGAUUUAUUUGUUAACAUUUGAAUGACUCAUCAAUAUCACACUGACUUUAAACACUGAACACACAGAGGUUUACAGCAACAAGUGUUUCAAGAAAAAAGAUGCAUUAAAAUUAAUCUCUAAAUUGUGUAAUUGUUGUACUGGGUCUGUAUUAAAAUGUUAAAAUGAAAAUCAAAAAUUUGUAAAUUGUUUGAAACAAUUGUAGUAAUGCAUUGUGUUAUUGCCUGUAUUACCUGUAUUUAAAGUGGAUGCAUAAUCUGUCCUACAAAGUUACUGUAUGAAAACUGUGUCAAAAAAGAAAUGGAAUAAUAAUUAAACACACUUGUGUUCACAA